GCCAGCAACUCUUGUUUUAGCUUCCCUUGGAACCUUGGGAUAUUUGUCCAAUGCGUAUCAUUUUUCACUUUUGGCAGAACAAUUAGGUUUAUUCUAUAGUGCUUUAUCUACAUAUUAUUUAGGAGCCUCACUUGUUUGUAUUGCUGGUAUUAUUGGAGUAAUAAAGAAUAAAGUUAAUUAUGUCAAGGUUUAUGCGUAUUUUUACUGGUGGCAACUUUUGAUAGGAUUCUCUUUAUCAAUAUUCUUUUCUAUUAUUGCAUUUUAUUAUGACAAAGAUAUUUGUGAAAAACUUGUUGAACAACCUGAACUUCAUUUCUGUUUGGCAGUAUGGGCUUAUUAUCAAAAACUUAAGAUGGAAGAAAAACAGAGUGAAAUUCCCAACCCUGAUUAUGUUGUUUAUUAUACUCCUGUUCCAGCUUAUGCUGUCUCCCCACCACCAGCUUACGAUUCAGUCGCUUCAUCUCAAAUUGACGAAAAAACUAACGUAAAUAAUAACACUGAUCAAAAGUCUACCACUACUGUUAAUGUUGUUGAAUCAGAUGGUGAACCAAAGAAAUAA
Entrophospora candida is the source of this 559-nucleotide messenger RNA. The record is from the annotation of a GenBank genome assembly. NCBI's taxonomy places the organism in Eukaryota, Fungi, Glomeromycota, Glomeromycetes, Entrophosporales, Entrophosporaceae.